Messenger RNA from Temnothorax curvispinosus, 1725 nucleotides. RefSeq lists its product as uncharacterized. The record is from RefSeq and is a predicted model, not a curated record. The coding region runs from base 1 to 1725 and encodes 574 amino acids. Lineage: Eukaryota; Metazoa; Arthropoda; Insecta; Hymenoptera; Formicidae. The transcript has a single exon.
AUGAUGAAAAAUCUGUCCAUUGUCACUAAGAAUUUUUUAGAAGACAAUCCCAACUUGUUGCUAACAAGGGCGGAUAAAGGAAACGUAACGGUAGCACUCGAUAGGGAUAAAUACAUAACCAAGAUGGAGGAAUUACUGGGUGAUAAAGAAACAUACAAAGUAGUUACUAAAGAUCCCACUAGAAAAUUAACAACGCGGGCUCGGGAACUUUUAACGAGAUGGAAGAAAUCAGAUUUCAUAUCAGAGUCUCUUUAUAGAUUUCUGUACUGUAGUGAUGGGACAUUACCGAGAGCAUACGGACUACCCAAGAUACAUAAAAAGAAUUGUCCUUUCAGAAUAAUUGUUUCGUCAAUAGAUAGUCCUUUAUACAAUUUAGCUUCAUUUCUCCACAAGAUUAUGUAUAGUAGCUUCCCAAAAGGAAAGAGUCACAUUGCGAACAGUGUAGAAUUAGUUAAAAAACUUUCCAACGUUCAUAUCAUGGAGGAUCACACACUUGUAUCACUUGAUGUGGUUUCCCUUUUUACUAAUGUUCCUAUCGAAAGGGUUAUCGACAGUAUUUCAUCGAGAUGGAAAUACAUUGCCGACAAUUGCAAGAUCCCGGAAUCGGAGUUUCUUCUGGCUGUCAGAAUGGUAUUAGAAUCAACCUUCUUUAUGUUUAAUGGCGUAAUAUACCAACAGACUUUCGGAUCACCCAUGGGCUCCCCGUUGUCUCCCAUAGGGGCGGACAUAGUGAUGCAGGAUCUUGAGGAAAGGGCACUUGAGUUGUUGAGUUUCACUCCACCUUUCUAUGAGAGAUAUGUGGAUGAUAUUGCAAUGGCAAUACCUUCUACUGAAUGCACUCACACUUUAGAGGUAUUCAAUUCUUUUCACCCGAGAUUGCAAUUUACCAUGGAGGUGGGUGUGGAUGGCAGGUUGAAUUUUUUAGAGAUAACGAUGAUCCGGACUGAAAAUCGUUUGCAAUUCGAUUGGUUCCACAAAUCUACCUUCUCCGGGAGAUAUCUAAAUUUUUUGUCCCAGCAUCCCCAUUGCCAGAAGAAAGGAACAGUCAUUUGUUUAAUAGAUCGAGUAUUCAAGCUGUCGCAUCCUAAAUUUCACGAAAAAAACCUUAAAUUAGUGAUUCAUAUUUUGUUACAAAAUUGCUACCCGUUAGAAUUUAUUUUUAAGGUAAUGCAGGAACGAUUGAAAUUUCUUUUUUCUAAUAGCGGCAAUACUGACGACGAGAACUCGAUAGAUAGGGUUCCUUAUUUCACGAUACCCUAUGUCCCUCAGUUGACUGAAAAAUAUAAGAAUUUAACUAAAGAUCUAAAUGUAAAGCUCUCGUACUUCAGUUUAAAUAAACUGAAUAGAUAUAUCAGGGUACACAAAGAUACUCUCCCGAGUACAUCACAUAGGAAAGUUGUGUAUAAGAUUGACUGUGGGGAUUGUGAGGCGUCUUAUGUUGGUCAGACGGGGAGACAAUUACUAACGAGAAUCAAGGAACAUGAUUCGCAUAUUAGAAGGAAUUGUACGGGACAUUCAGUCAUAACGGAUCACAGAUUAGAACAUAAACAUGAGUUUAAGUGGAAUGAUGUUAAAAUAUUAGACCAAGAACCGUCGCUAAGCAAACGCUUGAUUUCCGAAAUGAUUUACAUCAAAAGACAAAAAGAUGGCCUUAAUUUGCAGACGGAUACGGAAAAUUUACCGGAAACAUAUGUUAAUGUUAUCGAAGGACUUGCGAAGAUUUGA